Molecule: messenger RNA, 736 nt
Organism: Anthonomus grandis grandis
Lineage: Eukaryota; Metazoa; Arthropoda; Insecta; Coleoptera; Curculionidae
Gene: ND-ACP
Product: acyl carrier protein, mitochondrial
Exons: 4
Coding region: 95-541 (148 amino acids)
Biological process (GO): fatty acid biosynthetic process
Cellular component (GO): mitochondrion
Molecular function (GO): acyl carrier activity; acyl binding
Source: RefSeq, a predicted model, not a curated record
UUUGUCAUUUACUUUGACACUUUAGUAAUUUGGGCUAUUUUUUAAUUUUUAUUAUCCCUUCUUUUUGGGAAUUUUCUCAAUAUUCCUAUCAAAAAUGUCGGCUUUAGCGAGAAAUAUUCGCAAUUUAUCCAGAACCGCCUCGUAUCUACGAUGCUUUUCGACCAGAUCCACAAUUUUAGCUGUAAAUAAAUUAAAUCUUCAACCCAGGCUUCAAAAUAAGGGAGUUUUGGCCACCACUGUCCAGAGACUCUCGUCCCCUCAUGAGCGAAGUUACAGUGCUAAACCGCCACUGACUUUAAACCUUAUAUCUGACAGAGUACUGUUAGUUUUAAAACUGUUUGAUAAAGUCAAUCCCGAUAAGCUCACAUUGGAAUCACAUUUCAUCAAUGAUUUAGGAUUAGACAGUUUGGACCAUGUAGAAGUAAUAAUGGCGAUUGAAGACGAAUUCGGCUUCGAAAUUCCUGAUAUUGAUGCAGAAAGGCUACUGAGGCCUGCAGAUAUUGUUAGGUAUGUUGCUGAUAAAGAAGAUAUUUAUGAAUAAAAUUUCCUAGCUGCAACCUAAUUUAGAGUAUCUUUAAAUUUUGUUUAUGUUAGGAAUCUAAUUAUAAUUAUUGUAAAGUCUUAUUAAUUAGCAGACCAGUUAGGGUUUGUUUUUAUUUUUGGUGAACCCAGCUAUGAAAUGAUAUGCCUGAAAGCUCUGAAGUUUUGUUAAAAUAAAAAUUUUAAAGACCCACAA